Messenger RNA from Papaver somniferum (opium poppy), 4468 nucleotides. RefSeq lists its product as uncharacterized. The record is from RefSeq and is a predicted model, not a curated record. Bases 60 to 4427 code for a protein of 1455 amino acids. NCBI's taxonomy places the organism in Eukaryota, Viridiplantae, Streptophyta, Magnoliopsida, Ranunculales, Papaveraceae. The transcript is spliced from 12 exons.
GCAGCAACAUAUGCUUGGAGAAAACUAGUGAUACCAGUUUUGGUUUGAGCUUCAGUUUCAUGUUCUCUGCUGCUGCAAAUUUGCAGGUUGAGUUAUCUGUGCUUGGUAAUGAAGUGGACGACAAGGUCCACAAUUUCUUCGAGCAGGACAACUUGUCCAAGGGGCAGCAUUACUUCUGUGGUAAGCAAUGGGUGGCACUUUUCAGAAAUGCGACCUGGCUUAGGUAUUGCAUGAUUGUCACUACGCCUGAGUUACGUGUUAGGCAAUCUGGAAAUCAGCAUCUGAGUUUGAAUGGGUCGUUUUUGCAUGAGCAACAAGGUCAUGCAGGACAGUAUCGGGGUGAGCUUCGCGGAGGAACUCAGUCCUUCCUUGCCAAGAACUUAAAACAGUCAGAAAUUGAUCAUAUGAGUUUUAAUUUUUUCGGUGGUCAACAACAGAUCACGAGGGCCCCACAACCAGGGAUGCCGCUACAUGGGCCAAGGCUGCAAAUGGGGGUUACUGACAUGCACGCAUGGCAACAGAAAAUUAUGUAUAACCAGUUGCAAGACAUUCAGAGGCAGCGACAACUAGACCAAGAAUCAAGAGAACUGAACCGGAUGAACCAGCUGUCCGCUACCUCAAAUCAGUCAACUGGUGAUCUGUUACCAAGACUUGGUAAUGAGUUACAUAUUCACAAUGCAUCUAGUAAUUUCCGGCUAGCCGAGCACAUGAGAGGUGAUUCUAAAGUACCGACUACUUCAGAAAUGCCUAUGGUUAGUAACACAAACUGGUACCAGAAUGGUGGUUCCUCUGCAGCGCAAAGAUACCCUGCUGGGCUUAUUUCAUCGUUUGAGCAGGGUCAGGCACCACAUUCAACGGGGUUCGUUCCUGAUCAGCUUGAUCAGUCUCUAUAUGGUACUCCAAUUGCUAGCGUAUGGGGUGGUCUCAGUCAAUAUUCUAAUAUUCCUGCUGACAUGUUAACCAAGGUGAAUGCAUCAGCUGAUGGUUAUCAUUGGAAGCAGCAGCAAGCAGAUUGGCCUGAAAAUACACAGGAGAACAAUGGUUUGGAUGCUUCUUCUGGUGGUAGUAGCACCGUUACAGGAGGCUACGAACCCUUCGAUGGGUUUUCAACUAUGCAGAGUGGAACCUGGAGUGCACUGAUGCAGUCCGCUGUGGCAGAAACUUCUAGUAAUGACACCGGGAUACAGGAUGAGUGGAGUGGUUUAAGUUCUCAUACGACACAAAUGCCAACUGGGGCUCUGGAUGCAACUAUGUGUGGCAGUUCAAAACAGCGAAAAGAUUGGGGUGAUCAAAAUAUGAACCAUGUCUCUUCUGUGACUUCAAGACCCCUUCAGUUGUUUGAUGAUUCAACUAUGGAUCGAAGCGGUGACAGUGCCUCUCGUGAAUAUGCUGGCCAGCCUCCUGGAGGAUCUAUCAAAUGGUUAAAUCAUAGCUCUGAACAUAUGCCACACACACUUGCUGAAGAUAGUUAUCCGGUGCAGCCGCACAUGCAUCCAGAAAAAUCUGCUGGAGCAGCUUGGCCUGGUCCAAUUUAUGAGGAGUCAAAAAAUGCUGCUCAUUUUGGGGACAUAGGGUUAAAUGCUCAAAACAUGGAUGGCUUUUGGAUCCAAGGGCAUACAUUUCCAUCUGAUAACACUGAAAACCAAAUUCGGAAUAGACAGAAUGGUUUGAGUAUGAGAGAGAUACCGUCGGCUAAUGGAUUUGUGUCACUGACAGUGCUUGAGAACAAUAGCACCAUGCAAAGAGAAUCUUCUUACAUGAGGAAGUCUACAGCUGGGCCGAAUUCAGACCUGGGAAACGUCAAUCAGCCAGCAAACCUGCAGGUCCAAAAUAAUAAUCAUAUUAAGUUCGGAAACCAUGUUGAUUCCUUGGUUAAAUACAGAGGAGAUGAUACUACGACAAAUUGUCAAAAUCAGGGGAACAAUAAAGAAAUCUCUAAUGAGAGCUACAACUCUAACCGAUCACAUCAAAUUAUUCCAGAUGGUCCAAGAGAGACUUUGUUGUCAAGUCCUAGUGAUUCUCGUUCUUUGGGGAAGGGUAACAAAAAAUUCAUGAGUCAAGUUGGUCGGAAGGUUUAUGGGGUUCGCAAAUUUCAGUAUCAUCCAAUGGGAGUUUUGGCUGCAAACGUGGAACCUGUUGACAAAAGGGUUCAGAACCUGUCACAGCAUGUCAGUGGUGGAUCUAGAGGUAUUGGGCAAGGUUAUUCUGGUUACGGCAAUUCUGCUCAAAUACCUUCUAGCAGAGGCCAUUGGGACAGUAAAUCUGGUAUAUCUGGUGAAGCAAAUGAAACCUUGCAGCAAAAGAUGCCUGCUGGAACAUAUACAGGCACUUUGCCAUAUCAAAGACAUCAGUUGCAGCAUCAACAGGUGCAUCAUUCUCAGCUGACGGGCAGCCAGUUGAGGAUUCCCGCGCCACCUCUCUCAGUGCUGGAGUCUACACCUGUCUCUAGACCUUCUGCCUCGUUGGGAGUUUCACUGGGUUCGUUUCCAAUGACUUCAAAAAAUUCGUCCAGUCUCCAGUGUGGGGGAAGUUCAGCACUUUCCAUUAAUACGUCAAAUAGGAAUAUGGGAAGAACCUCAUGGGUCCAGAAACAAGAUUAUCAGGGUACCAAGAAAAUGGGAGAUUUAAAGCACUAUGCCAACGGGGAAGAGCAAACUGGGAAGAAAAGCUCCUUGCAAGAGGUUCACCUUGGUCGAGACACGUCGAGUGCGUCCCGAGGGCAAGAAUCUUCUGAAAAGCAUCUGCUUGAUGCAAACUCCAUUGCUUCAGAUUCUUUGGCGGUCCCCCCUCAUCAUCAGUCACUUGAUAUAAGAUGUGGGAAAGAUCCAAUCUUAGUCCCACUAACAGAAUAUGUUUCCCUUCAGAACCAAAGCAGUUCAAACAGUGGGUUUGAAGCCUGUGGCCAAUCUCUAAAACAGGCACGUGUACCACAGCAAAAUUUGUCCCUGCCGCUGCAACUGCAAAAUAUUGAGCAUACAGAGACAGAUCCUGAUGUGAGUUCUGCAAAGAGAUUCAAAAGAUCAGAUGCUGGUCCUGUUACUCAGCAGAUAGCCACCCUUAGGCCUGAUCAGCAACCUUUUGAUGGGGGUAAAAUAUCAGUUAAAUAUUAUGGGAGCAAUGAGGUAAUUGUAACUGCCAUGCAGAAGUCAGUUUUAUCUGAAAAUGACAGAGUUCAUAAUUGUUCAUCAGAGGUAAGAGAGGAUACAAAUUCAGCUCAACACUUUCCUGAAGACUUACCAUCUCAAGAUGUGUCUGCAUUCAGUGGUCGUAAAAAAUUGCAAGACUGCUCUGAUCAUCAUAAUUUUACGUCCACUAAACCUGGAAAUACCCAGAUUAGUCCCCAGAUGGCACCUUCUUGGUUUGAGCAGUAUGGUGCCUACAAAAAUGGAAAGAUGCUACUAGUCAAUAAUAUAAGGAAGCUAGAAGAAAGUAAAGGGAGUUUGCUUCCAGCGAAUUCUUCUGAGAGUUUGAACACUCCUAUUAUGAUAGAGCCUGCAAAUGUUUUUCAUACCAGUCAGGGCAUAGCCCCCACCUCGGUAGCCAGUGAACGUGUUUCUCCUUCUCACUCUCUUCGCACAUGCUACACUCCUAUUGCGAUAGAGCCUGCAAAUGUUUCUCAUACCAGUCAAAGCAUAGCCACCACCUCGGCAGCCAAUGAGCAUGUUUCUCCUCCUCGCUCUCUUCCCUCACAGGUGACUGAUCAGAGUUUGUCUGUAAUGAAGCCAAAGAAGCGCAAAAGUGAAGGUUUGGAUCUUUUGCCAUGGCAUAAAGAAGUAAUGCGUGGUUCUCAAAGGCUUCUAAACAUCAGGAUGGCAGAAAAAGACUGGGCACAUACUACACAUCGGUUGUUAGAGAAGGUUGAAGAUGAAGUUGAAAUGGUCGAGGAUGGACAGCAAAUACUUUUACCGCGAAGAAGGCUUAUUUUGACGACAAAGUUAAUGCAGCAACUCCUUCGACCCCCACCUCCUGCAAUUCUUUCUGCAGAUGCCACUUCUUCCUAUGAGUCGGUGGUGUAUAUUAUUGCUAAAGUAGCAUUAGAGGACGCGUGCAGCAUGGUUCCUAGCACAGGAAGUGAUUUGAGCUCAACAGUGGACAACAGAAAUCAGAUACCUGGAGAGCUUAAACUUUCUGAGAGACUGGGUGAUAAAUAUUCAUCGAAGUCAAAAAUUAUUAAAGACUUCACUGGUAGAGCGAAGAAGCUGGAAUUGGAUUUGUUGAGAUGGGAGAAGACUUGUUCAGUGUUGGACAUAAGAGUGGAAUGCCAGGAACUCGAAAAAAUCUCUGUCAUCAACGGUUUUGCUAAGUUCCACACCAGGGCCCAACCAGAUAGUGCUGAGAACUCAAUUUCCACCACCUCCCAAAGAUAUGUUAUUUCGCUUUUAAUGCCUAGGAACUUACCCCAUGGGGUACCAUGUCUUUCACUCUAGUCGAUCAAUAAUUAACCGGUUCAUCCCACAUCUCUUUUGUC